CUCAGGAACCAAGGUUGUGUUGCCUUUGUCUUCAUACACGCUCUUCCCUUCACACGGGACUAGUGCUGUGCGGCAGAAGUGGCUCUUGACGCCCUGCUCUAGUAUUCCUAGUCUACAGUGACAAUUCCAACGUGGCUCUUCAGGUAAUAUAGAGGGGCUUGUGGAAAAAGGCUCUGCUAGUUGCUCUGGACAUUGGGCCAUGUCGACAGAAGUAGACUACAAACAUCCAAACUCUUCAGUUUUACUACAAGGAUGAACUGUUGCAGUUUGAAACUUAAUGCCGCAUCUGCUCCCCAACAUGCAUCCGCCUCACUCAUGCUUGCGGCACAGAAGGAAAUGGCCCGACUACUAAAAUGGACACUGAGACAUUUAGCAGACUGGAGAAGAUGUGGCGAGAUACCAGUGCAACACUGAAUAAUAAUGCCGUGAUGCAGGC
This is a messenger RNA of Fusarium redolens, 436 nucleotides long. RefSeq lists its product as uncharacterized. Lineage: Eukaryota; Fungi; Ascomycota; Sordariomycetes; Hypocreales; Nectriaceae. The transcript has a single exon. The record is from RefSeq and is a predicted model, not a curated record. Bases 253 to 414 code for a protein of 53 amino acids.